Messenger RNA from Linum trigynum, 881 nucleotides. The record is from the annotation of a GenBank genome assembly. Lineage: Eukaryota; Viridiplantae; Streptophyta; Magnoliopsida; Malpighiales; Linaceae.
ACAUUACAUUAGACGCCAUUCCAGAACCAGAGCACAACCACCCUCAUAAGAAACUUCUUCCUUUUACUCGCGCCAAACCCCCUAAACCGCGUCCUUUUCCAGUUUUCUUUUGAACAAGUAAACAACCCCGCAACACCCAAACCCCCCCUUUUUAAAAAACAGGAUCAACAGACCAGAGAGAGCAGCCAGCCAGCCAGCUAAACCCCCCAUUUUUCUCUCCGGGUAGACAGCUUUUUGUCCUCUCUCCUUCCACAAUCGCCAACCACCAGAAUCUCCCGCAAAAGAUCGAAACUUUGAUUUAAAACCAGACAACCCACAUCCAUUAAAUCCUUCUUCUUGUUGCUUCUUGACCAGAGGGAGGGAGGGGAGAAGGAGAGAGAGCUUUCAUCAUCAUGUGUCCGCUCCGUUUCAUCUUGGUCUUCUUCUCGGCGGUUCUCGCCGGCUAUUUCGCCUGGAGGACCGUCAACGCGUCUCCCGAUGCCUUCGCUGAGCCUGACGUCUCCAACGAUUCAACGGUUGAUGCUAAGAAGCAGGAAACCAAUAUGAUCAAGAUGAUUCAGAAUGGUUUCUGGGUAUUCGUGGACAUGGCCAGCGGAAGAUACCUGUGGAGAAACUUCAAGGAAAUGAAGACACAAUGAGAGAGCUGAUUGAGACUUGAGAGCUUACCCAGCCUUGUUUUCGCCACAAGGAGAAAAUGAUCAUCGUUCAUCAAACUUGUCCCUGAAGCUGUUCUUUUCUUCUCUUUUUGUUGUCUUUGGUUUGCCCAUUGUAGCUAACCUGCAUAAGAAACGAGAGAGAAAAAAGAAGCAAUCUUUGUAAUUUGUUGAUUCUAUUCUUGCUGUCUGGUUAUGGAAAGAUUUGAAUUAAUGGAGAGGCUGCAU